AUGAAUACACAGCCUCAUAUGAGAACAAAUGAGGCUAUUGACUUCCUCAGAGAAGAAUUCUCACUCACUGCACAUCCAAAAAUGGUGUACAGAGCAGUUAGAGAGGCAAGAGAGAGAAUCAUGGGUAAUGAGAGGGAGCAGUAUAGUAAUGGGUUCAAAAGUGGGUGUAGGCCAUUGAUACAUCUUGAUGGCUGCUUUCUGAAGACUUAUUAUGGUGGACAACUCCUCACAGCAGUUGCCCAGGAUGCCAAUAACCAAUUUUACAUGGUUGCCUAUGGAGUAGCUAGGUCUGAAACUAAGGAAUCCUGGAAGUGGUUCUUGACUCUUCUCGAAGAGGAUUUGGGGGAUGUGCAGACUCAUGGAUGGAACUUUAUGUCCGACCAACAAAAGGGACUGCUACCUGCUUUGAAGGCAGUUAUGCCAAAUGCCCAUCACUGGAACUGUGUGAUGCACAUUUGGAAAAAUUUUAUCAACCGAUUUAAAGAUCUCUAUAUUCGGGAGGUGGUUUGGGACUGUGCUAAAUACACCACAAUACCAGAAUUUAAGGAGCAAAUGGAGAAACUCAAGCGAAUCAACCAGGGUGCAUGGGAGUAUUUAUCGAAAUUUGAGCCUGCAACUUGGGUGAAGGCCUACUUCUCACAUGGACCAAAAGUGGACAACCUCACAAAUAACAUGUGUGAGGUGUUCAACUCGAAGAUUGUAAACUAUAGAAGCAGGCCUAUUCUCACAAUGUGUGAAGAAAUAAGGUGCUAUCUAAUGCGGAGGAUGGUCAAGCAUAAGCAGUUGCUACAAAAUGUUUCUGAAAAGCUGGCACCUGUACAGCAGAAGAGGCUGGAUCGUCUUAUUAGGCCCAGUAAUAAGUGGGUUGCAGAGUGGACAGGUGACGAAGAUCGAAAGAGGUUCGAAGUGAGUCGUAAGACAACAAAGGUGGAUGUGGAUCUCAUCAAGCAAACCUGCUCAUGCAACAAAUGGCAGCUGACUGGCAUGCCCUGUAUCCAUGCAGUAGCAGCAAUCAGGAAAAGACAUGAUCAACCAGAAGAAUAUGUGCAUCCAUGGUUAUGCAUGGAGUCAAUCCAUAAGACAUAUGCCUAUGCUAUUCAACCGGUGCCUAGUCAGGAAUUUUGGACACGGAGUGAGUAUUCGAGACCAGAUCCUCCCAUCAUAAAGAGACCAAUCGGCAGACCAAAGGUACACAACAGACAAAAGGAUCCGGCUGAACCAAUGAUGCAGCAAGGUGCCAAGCUUAAGAGAUCCUUUAAGGUUACUUGUAGUAAAUGUGGGUCAGAGGGACAUAACUACAAGAUAUGCAAGGGUGCUCCAUCUAACCCCAACUGGAAACCUAAGACCAAGAAGUCCAAGAAAGGUGGGACAAGUCAGUCACUAGUUGUCAUUCCACUAUCACAGUCAGCACCACAGGAUGAUGAUGCCCCUAACACCCAAAGUGCUCCAUCUAGCCAGGCAGCAACACCAAACCCUGUAACACCAGCUUCCGUCGCAGACCAACCCCAGCCACGUCGUGUAACUAGAGGUACACCAUUUAGGCCUCCACUCCAAGUUCCAUCCACACCUCACCAAACAUUUCAACCAAAAACUUCAAAAAUCAGGCCCAAAUAG
Molecule: messenger RNA, 1614 nt
Organism: Arachis duranensis
Lineage: Eukaryota; Viridiplantae; Streptophyta; Magnoliopsida; Fabales; Fabaceae
Exons: 5
Coding region: 1-1614 (537 amino acids)
Molecular function (GO): zinc ion binding
Source: RefSeq, a predicted model, not a curated record